Messenger RNA from Equus quagga, 2639 nucleotides. It is a transcript of the gene RUNDC3A, whose product is annotated as RUN domain containing 3A. The coding region runs from base 144 to 1484 and encodes 446 amino acids. The transcript is spliced from 11 exons. The record is from RefSeq and is a predicted model, not a curated record. Lineage: Eukaryota; Metazoa; Chordata; Mammalia; Perissodactyla; Equidae. Gene Ontology annotation, cellular component: cytosol.
UCGGGUGCAGCGGCAGGGGGAUGGCCGUGGAGGGAUCCAGGGGCCCCGGCGGUCAGAGGGCUCAGCCGUGAUCCGGCGCGGGGGCCGGAGCGCCGGUCGGGGUCGGGGGCACCUGGCGGCGGCAGCAGUGGCCGCGCAUCUGGAUGGAAGCGAGCUUUGUCCAGACCACCAUGGCUCUGGGGCUGUCCUCCAAGAAAGCGUCUUCCCGCAAUGUGGCUGUGGAGCGUCGGAACCUGAUCACCGUGUGCAGGUUCUCGGUGAAAACACUGCUGGAGAAGUACACAGCAGAGCCCAUCGAUGACUCAUCUGAGGAGUUUGUAAAUUUUGCAGCCAUCUUAGAGCAGAUCCUCAGCCACCGUUUCAAAGCCUGUGCCCCAGCAGGUCCGGUGAGCUGGUUCAGCUCAGACGGGCAGCGGGGCUUCUGGGACUAUAUCCGGCUGGCCUGCAGCAAAGUGCCCAACAACUGCGUGAGCAGCAUCGAGAACAUGGAGAACAUCAGCACAGCCCGAGCCAAGGGCCGGGCAUGGAUCCGGGUGGCACUGAUGGAGAAGCGCAUGUCGGAAUACAUCACCACAGCCCUGCGGGACACCCGGACCACCAGGCGUUUCUACGACUCGGGAGCCAUCAUGCUGCGGGAGGAAGCCACGGUCCUUACAGGGAUGCUGAUCGGACUGAGCGCCAUAGACUUCAGCUUCUGCCUAAAGGGCGAAGUGCUGGACGGGAAGACCCCCGUGGUCAUCGACUACACGCCCUACCUAAAGUUCACCCAGAGCUACGACUACCUGACGGACGAAGAGGAGCGGCACAGCGCCGAGAGCAGCACAAGCGAGGACAACUCUCCUGAGCACCCGUACCUGCCGCUCGUCACCGACGAGGACAGCUGGUACAGCAAGUGGCACAAGAUGGAACAGAAGUUCCGUAUCGUCUACGCGCAGAAGGGCUACCUGGAGGAGCUGGUGCGUCUGCGCGAGUCGCAACUGAAGGACCUGGAGGCGGAGAACCGGCGGCUGCAGCUGCAGCUGGAGGAGGCGGCGGCGCAGAACCAGCGCGAGAAGCGGGAGCUGGAAGGCGUGAUCCUGGAGCUGCAGGAGCAGCUGACAGGUCUGAUCCCCGGUGACCACGCUCCCCUGGCCCAUGGUUCGAAGGAGCUCACCACGGCCCUGGUCAACCAAUGGCCAUCACUGGGAACGCUCAGUGGGGCCGAGGGUGCCAACAACCCCAAGCUUUACCGGAGACACAGUUUCAUGAGUACGGAGCCGCUGUCAGCUGAAGCCAGUCUGAGCUCGGAUUCCCAGCGCCUGGGAGAGGGCAAGCGGGAUGAGGAGCCCUGGGGCCCUAUCGGGAAGGACCCCACGCCCUCCAUGCUGGGCCUCUGCGGCUCCCUGGCCUCCAUCCCCAGCUGCAAGUCCCUGGCGAGCUUCAAAUCCAACGAGUGCCUGGUGAGCGACAGUCCCGAAGGCAGCCCGGCACUGAGCCCCAGUUGAGGAGCGGCGUGGGCAGUGCCAGCCCCACCUGCUGGGGCACAGACACCUGUUGCCUUUCCUCAGAGUCCCUCAACCCAGGCCACCCUUCCAGAGAACGCUGCCCACCCAGCCAGGGUUCUCUCGGGAAAGACCCCCGUUGCUUCUUCCUAUGGUAGCUUCCUGCCCAAGGAGGCUGGGGCUGCAAAAGGAAGCCACCUGGUCCAGGAAGCAGGGCACCGAGGUCUCGGGGAGCACAUGGGGAAGCCUGUUCCACUCUUCUGGUCACCCUGACACCUACUGGCUUUGUACUGGACUCUCCUUCGCUCAUCUCCCCCACUGUCCUCAGGAGCUGGUGGCCCAGCCUUGGCACCCUCACCUCCCAUGCCUCUCUUGUCUGUCCCCGUGUGUCCCCUGGAGUCACUCCUUCCUCAGCCCCCAGGGUGGGGGCUCUGAGGGGACCAGGCAAAUAAAAACCAGAGGACUGAGGGCAGCCUUGUCUGUGGGGGGCUGGGACAGGGCCCCGUCCUGAGGCUGGCAAAAUGCGGUGGAGCCAGUGCCAGGAUCAUAACCAAGUGAUGCUGGACCAGACAGAACCUGUGUGCACCCGGGGGAGGCAAAUGGAUCAGAACCAGGGAGUGGGCAGCUUUUACGUGAAGUCUCCUAAAUAUUAGGUCUGCCCAGGACCAAGACACCUAAGUGUCCCUUCCACCUGAUACUCUUUAAUAACUUGCUUAAGUUCAGGCAGAGAAGACCCUGGACAUGUUGGGGGCAGGAUGGAGGCAAGCCUGGGCAGGGCCCUGUUUUCCUUCCAUCGUCCUGGGCAAUUCAGCUUUGGCAUAAAGUUGGAAAGCCCUCCGUUACGCCAAGGCCUAGCAGUGAGGCAACCCUCCCUCCCUCUGCUGUCCCUCAAGUGUGCCCUUGGGGAGAGGCCUCACCAUCCUCCGCCCUGGUCCCAGCACUACUGGGAUGCUGCCUGUCGCCCCCUCAACUCUGUCCUCACGCUGACCCGGCUCUAAGUUGGAGGGGGUCCUCCACAUGGGUGCCACCUGGGCAGCCAAAGCCAACAUCAAGGCCCCUCCCAGGCCUCCUCUGCAACUCACUCACCAAGUCUCGCUUUUCCCAGCCACCCCUGCACCCCCACAGUCACAGGCACUGGAGAGAAGUUCAUCAUUUUUA